Molecule: messenger RNA, 1075 nt
Organism: Drosophila grimshawi
Lineage: Eukaryota; Metazoa; Arthropoda; Insecta; Diptera; Drosophilidae
Product: phospholipase A1 VesT1.02
Exons: 2
Coding region: 20-1036 (338 amino acids)
Biological process (GO): lipid metabolic process
Molecular function (GO): lipase activity
Source: RefSeq, a predicted model, not a curated record
AUAUAGUUGAUAUCACAGAAUGAAAGUAUUGUGUGUUCUAGCAGCUCUGGUGGUCGCAGUAAGUGCACUGCCUAUCGAGGAGCGUAUUCAUGGCGAGAAUGGCUGGUAUGUUCCCCAAAUAGAUGGCACCAGCGAGUGGAUUGACCUGAAGGAAGCCGAAGACAUUAUGUCGUUGGGUGAUCAGAUGGAUCGCAGUAGCGGGAAUGCCGUGGACUUCUAUCUUUACACCAGCUCAAACCCCACCAAGGGCAAGCAAAUCGAUGCUAGCGAUGCGUCCAUUCGUGACUCUCACUUCAACAAGGAUCAUCCAACUCGUUUUGUUAUUCAUGGCUGGAAUGGUCGUUCCACCGACUCCAUGAACACCAAAAUUACGAAGGCCUGGCUGUCCAAGGGAAACUACAACGUCAUUGUUGUGGAAUGGGCGGGUGCACAAUCCAUUGACUAUGCCUCCUCCGUGCUGGCUGUGCCUGCCGCAGGUGCUAAGGUUGGAGAAAUGGUCAAGUACCUGCAGAGCAGUCACGGCAUGUCUCUGAGCACCCUGUAUGUCAUUGGACACAGUUUGGGUGCCCAUGUUGCGGGCUACACUGGCAAGACAGUUGGUGAAGGUCGCAUCCACACCAUUAUUGGCUUGGAUCCUGCUAUGCCCCUAUUCAGCUAUGACAACCCUAGCAAACGUUUGUCCUCCGGCGAUGCCUACUAUGUCGAGUCCAUUCAGACCAACGGCGGCAUGAAGGGCUUCCUCAAGCCGAUUGGUAAGGGUGCCUUCUAUCCCAAUGGCGGCAAGAAGCAACCCGGCUGCGGAGUAGAUGCCGCCGGCACUUGCGCCCACGGCCGCUCUGUGACCUACUAUGUUGAGGCUGUCACCGAGAAUAACUUCGGCACCAUCAAGUGCCCCAAUUACACGGACGCUGUGGCCAAGGAGUGUGGCAGCACCUACAGCAGCGUCCGCAUGGGAGCUGAUUCUAACGCCUACAUGGUCGCCGGCGAUUUCUACGUGCCUGUGAACAGCCAAGCUCCAUUCGGCAAUCUUCACUAAUUGCCCUUAUUACAAUAAACUGAUUUAUUUGAAAAGCAA